UUUAACGAGCUUUUCCCAAAUGGUCCUUACAGCCCUCAAGCUACCCGUCAGUCGUAUUACUCCGUAUGAUGAUGAUGAUGAAGAAGUGAGGGAGGUGAAAGUUAUCGAGCCAGACUGGACUUUAUGUGAACGAGAAGCGGCGGGGGGCAAUAUCUGCGCGACCUGGUUAGGGCAUGCGGGAUAUCUGGUGCAUCUUCCUAGCAAAGGUGGACCUGUCACAGUUCUAUUCGACCCUAUAUUUGCGGAGAGAGCAUCCCCUUCAUCAUAUUUCGGGCCUCGAAGAAGGCUGCCACCUCCGUGCACCAUCGAAGACCUACCAGAGGUCGAUUAUGUCGUCUUGAGCCACAAUCAUUACGACCACAUGGACGGAGAUGCAUUACAACGCAUAUGGAAGAAAGCGCAGAACGCGGGUGGUCGAAGUCUUUCAUUCCUCGUACCAUUAGGUGUGAAGGAGGUAUUGACGGAAUUAGACCUACCAGACGCCACGAUAUAUGAGAUGGAUUGGUGGUCCACUACCUCAUUCCCUCUCCAGGGUGUUACAGAUGAUGGAUACCAAAUCGAGUUUCUUUGCGUUCCUGCUCAACAUAAUAGCGGCAGGGGAGUACUAGAUCAGAACGCCACACUGUGGUCGAGCUGGGUAGUACGAACAGUUCAGCAAGAUUCCACAUCACCAGAACCUUCCGUGUAUUUUGCUGGCGAUACUGGGUAUCAGACUGCGGACGGUCCGUGCCCUGCAUUCAAAGAAAUCGGCCACAAAUAUGGCCCAUUCGACUUGGCUAUGAUCCCUAUCUGGCGUGGCGCCUCGCUAUCCUUUCUAGGACGUUUCGGUCUCCGUCUCUCGGACGAUACGCUCCUAUCCACUCUUCACGCUCUUCCCGAAGAUGCCGUCCUCCUCGCGUCCGACGUCAGGGCACGCCACUCGCUGGCCAUGCACUUUGGUACCUUCGCCGGUAGUAAAGAUGAGGCCUUGGAACCUAUCGUACGACUGAAGAAGGCGAGGCGAGGGGACUGGAGGGACGAGGGCGGGUUUGGGUGGGUCAACGUAGGCGAGACGGCUGUGAUUCCUGUCGGGAAAGGGCUCUGAGAGCAUAGUGCGAGGAUUCAGCUGUGCUUGCACGGGUGGUGCUCGCCACCAUUACAUUCAUACGUCCGAUGGGAUUCCAAUCUCAAACAAACUUCUUCGCGAGACAGCGACGUUAACAAAGCUCGUAAACCCGUAUGUGAAGCAAAUCUCUCUAAAGGACACAACACUCUCCGAAUCUUAUAUACGAAUAGUUUCACGUCCCGGCGCUCCGCCUCAUGUCCAGAACGUCCAUCAGUGCAUCAUGUCCAUCAAGGGCGCCAAUCAGCCUUUAGAGCAUAUCCGAUCCGUCUGCAUAGCCU
Molecule: messenger RNA, 1383 nt
Organism: Stereum hirsutum FP-91666 SS1
Lineage: Eukaryota; Fungi; Basidiomycota; Agaricomycetes; Russulales; Stereaceae
Product: Metallo-hydrolase/oxidoreductase
Exons: 8
Coding region: 20-1084 (354 amino acids)
Biological process (GO): N-acylethanolamine metabolic process; N-acylphosphatidylethanolamine metabolic process
Cellular component (GO): cytoplasm; membrane-bounded organelle
Molecular function (GO): N-acylphosphatidylethanolamine-specific phospholipase D activity; zinc ion binding
Source: RefSeq, a predicted model, not a curated record